AUGCUUGAAAUUGUACUAUUCAAGCUGAGGCCCUCUACAGCAAUUCCACCUCCAUUGUCUCAGUUCUAUGAUCGAGAUCAAGACAUUCUGAUGGACAUCGACGUCAGCUUCUCAUUAACUUCUUUGGUAGAAUUAUUCAACAGGAUGGAGAUAAAAUCGGAUGUACAGCCUACGUCUUGGGGACCCACAAUGCACCGAGGUAAUAUCAAACGUUCACCUCGCUGUCGUCCAUUUCCAUCCCCUAUAUCAUCAAGAAGAGAACAUGCGACUGAUCUCUCAAAUGAUGAUAUGCAUAUCGAUUCCAACACUGAAGAAGACGACAUUGAAUUCCACAAUCAAUAUUCUCUGCCUUCUUCAAAGCCUCAGAAGCUCUUCCGUACUAUUCAAUUUACCCAAGAGAAUUAUUCCACCACAUCCCAUCCUGCUCCAGCCUCUUUGUCGAAAGGUCCAGCUAUUGUUCGUCGCUACAGGCUCCCAUUGCAGCCAAGGAAUCAAGCAGGAAACCUGCCAUCUCCCGGUGGAAAUAAACUUGUGACUCCACCUCCUCAGACUGGCAGCAAGAAACGCUUCAAGAUUCCUCGUCUGACUCCUUUUGCUCGUUGA
Messenger RNA from Acaulospora colombiana, 603 nucleotides. The record is from the annotation of a GenBank genome assembly. Lineage: Eukaryota; Fungi; Glomeromycota; Glomeromycetes; Diversisporales; Acaulosporaceae.